CCAUCAGGCCGGGGUGCUGUUGUAUGUGGAGAGCAUGUGAGUGGAGUGGAUAGGCGCUCGGUUAAUUGCAGCGUACACACCGUAUUAUUUUUUGUACCGUAUUUGCCACAAGCAGGCGGAGCUAAGGAGGCUGAGACGGAGGGAUGCUGCUGAAUAGCAGGUGGAGACCGCGGAUGUUUACGGGAUGCGCUUUGCCGAAGGAGUAACGGAGGAGGCCGGAUAAGAGACUUUUAAAAGAGUAGAUUUCACGCAGAGGACGGUUCUGUAUGUGUUUUUAAUCGGUGAGAGGAGGAAGGUGGAGGUGGGGGGGGCACACAUCUGACCGAGAGGCUGCGAGAGGCUCCGUCUGUGUCUGUCGUGUCGCCGGAGGUUGCGACGAUGUGAUGCUCCAUCGCAGGGUCGACGGCCGAAGCCUUUUUCCCUGAAACCUGAUAUUAUGCAGGGAACAAGGGGGGGUGGACGGAUCACAGGGGAACAAAGCACCGGUACAGAAAACGUUUUGCACACUGGCAGAAAAGUCUAGGCCUUCUCUGUUUGUGAGGUGUGAGUCCAUGUUGGUGAGCAGAGCAUAAUGGAUCUGCCCAGGGCCUGUUUACCACAGAGCAGCGUCUCAGUCAAGUUUUGCAGAUGAAGCUUCUACUAUCAGCAGUAUUAGCCAACGAUGGUUGACCCCUCGGAGCCUGAGGAGCAGAAUAAGUGUAAAGGUCCGCAGCUCGAAGCUCCGGCUGUGGCCACUGAAGACCCUCGACUGCCACAAGAAGCCGAUGGCACGACGACAGAGGAGGAUGGAGACGCCGGUUUCGAAACACCACCCACCGGCAGUUCUGAGCCGAGUCCCUGCCACUCCGCGUCCCCGGUGGGGCCAGACGCUGCCUCUCAGGGGGCAGCGCCUCAGCAACCACAGACUCAGACGGAUCCACCUCCCAGGCUGCACCUGGACCUGUUCAACUUUGACUCACCAGCCGCAGAGGGCAGUCGCUAUGUGCUAACAAGCCCCCGCUCAUUGGAGGCGUGUGCGCGAUGUGGGGUCAAACCUGUGGAGCUGCUGCCCCGCCCGCUCACUGACUUCGCCCGCGAGGCUCCUGGACGCUCCAUGCGUGUCGCUACAGGACUGUAUGAAGUGUACGAGAGGGACAGGCACGCCAAGCUGAGGCAGUGCAGGGAGGAGAGGGAGAGGAUUGUUAGGGAGGAGAAAAGACGGAUUAUGCAGGCGACAGUCAAUAGCAGUAGCAGUGUGUCAUCCUCUUCUGUGGACAAAGCCCCUUCUGGCUCCAGUCAGCCUCCUGCAGCUGUGCCAGUGACCUCCAGCUCAGCCCCGGAUGUCGGAGCGUCCUCUAGAGCCACAGCAUCAGCUCCAACCUCUAAAACUGGUACAGCUCUCGUAUCUAAAGCCCCUGCCUCCGGUCUCAGUACCUCCCCUAAAUCUGCAGGAUCUCCUCAGUCAUCAAAAACUGGUUCUACAACCUCUACACCACCUUCCAAGGCUGGUUUCCAGGGACCUGCCAAGCAUCCUUUGACCUCAUCAACUGAACAUGUGAAAGCCACACGGCCGCUCUCGUCCGGCCCUCCGCCGGUGGUCAGGAAGUCCUCUGGUGGUAAAUCUUCAAACACUUUCCCCAGGUCAACGCCAAAACCGCCCGCCUUCCCCAGAGCCAAUACCACGUUGACAUCAUCGGUGUCCAAACCUGCACCUCAGAGCGCCGGGACGCCUCUGAACGGUGUGACAGGAGGACCGUUCACUCAGCACAACGGACAUCUUGGACUUCAGUCCAAGGUGAAAGGAAGAAGCCAUUCGCUGGAGUCCCUACAGCGAAGGAUGGAUCCCGUCUGCUCCUCCACCUCCACCACCACCACUACCACCACAUGCACCUCAUCAGAGUCAGGUGCUUCCUCCUCUUACAGUUGGGACGGUGCACGAGAUCACUGGGCUAAAUUCUCCAGCCCCCGUGCUCGCACCAUGGCGACUUUCAACUCCCUGAUGGGCCGCAGCCUCAGCCUCGGUGACCUGAGCCACUCUCCUCAGACGACACAGAAGGUGGAGCGCAUAGUGAAGGAGGUGAAACGCAGAGGCCUGAAGGCCGUGUCCGAGCGAGACCGCAAGAUCGCGGCGUUGAUGCUCGCUCGAUAUCAGGAGGAAGACAUCAUGAGUCAGACUCGCUAUGUGGCUCAUCUUCAGUGGGACAGCGAGCGCAGAAUGGAGGAGCUACGGCGAGAGCAGGAGGACAGAGAGAAGCAGCGAGCGGUGCUUCAGUGCCAGCGAGUGUGGCAGACACAAGUGUCAAUACGUCAGAGACGACUGAGCCAGCAGGAGCGAGAAUCAGCAGCUGCCAAAAUGCGACAAGCUGAGGAGAACGAGGAGCGAUGGAGAGAGCUCGCGGAGCAGCAGGAGCGAAGCCGCCUGCUGAGGUUACAGCAGGCGGCACGAGAGGAGAAGCAUAAGAAAGCGCUUCAGGAACAGAACCUGAAGGCUCUGGAGGAGGAGAGGGCGGCCAUGCUGGAGCAGGAGAGGCUGCUGCUGAGAGAGAAGCUCACCAUGGCUGAGCUGAAGAGACAAGAGAAGGAGCACCAGGCCCAAGAGGAGAGACUGGGUCUGAACAAAGCUGAGAAGAGACGUCACGCUGCCCUGAUACAGGAAAUAGCUCGCAGAGAGAAGGAGGAGAGGGAGGAGGCCAGGAGGGCGGCGGAGGUGAAGCUCAGCCGCUCCCUGGAGAAUUACGAACAGAUAGUUGAGCGUCGAGGGCAGGAGCUGAAAGAAAAGGCCAAACGUGAGGAGAAGCAGAUCCAGAAAGCACGCAAGGCGGCGGAGAAGCGUGAGAAGCAGCAGCAGCAGCUGCUGGAGGCUCGCGUGAAGGAGGCCGAGAAACGAGCCCAACAGGCAGCGCUAGUGGCCGAGGAGAAGGCCAAAGAGAAAGCUCAGCGGGCCGUCCAGAGCCGGCAGGAGAAGGAGCGGCUCCAGAAACUCAACCGACAGCGUGUGGAGGAGGAGGAGAAGCAGAGGCGCCUGGAGCUGCUCCAGUCCAUCGAGAGGAAGCUGGAGAAGAGCGAGCAGAUCUUCAGAGAGAAGAGGGCGGUGCUGGAGAGCGCUCGCUCCGUGGCUCGAGCCUCUUUUCAUGUGCGAGACAAAGUGCGGGAGGAGACCAACAUGCGCACUUUUGAUAAAAUGGCCCUGGAAGCACAGCUGAAAGCCAGUCUGGAUGAGAAGUAAACCCUCAGCUUUGCUGUCAGCUCUCUCCUUCUGGUCAUGUGCUCGGCUCCUGCCUUCGUUAUGACCCUCGUCACUCAAAGCUUUACCCUUCUUCUCAUACACAGUGUUGUUUUGUCCUUAUGUAUCUUUACCCAUCUGCUUGUUUGAUCACAUUUUUGUUCCAUCAAAGCAAACCAAAUCAUUUUGUAUCACGGAUGUAAUGAGACUACAAACUAUAUCAUCAGCUGUUACACAUUAACAGUAAAGCCUGUGUGGGACUCCAGUAGACUUCAUAUUAGAUGAGUGUAGAGAGAGUAACACAACCCCUCGCUCUCUUCCUCUUCGCCCUCUGCUCCGUCUGUCUCAGCUACUGGACUGAAAGCUGUGCUGGAAUGAAAAGAGUCAUUGUUUACCAGGAAGCACAACUCCAUGACAACUGCAGAGGCUUUUAAGGGAAAAUUAAGCGUAAGAAGAAAUCAAAAGCAGAAUGCAAAUGGUUCUCCAACCCCAGAGCAACCGAGGGAUCCUUUUGUAGACACACUGCGACACGGCUAAAUAAAGCAUGGAAAUAAAGCCCCGGGCCGGACACUCGUCUGUACCUAACUGCUGUCAGUGCAGCACAGGAGGGCCGUGUGCACGGGCCCCGUGCUGACGAAGCAUCAGAGGACGGCGGCCUCUGCAGCAGAGCCAUCCUUCCUCUCGCUCAUCUUCUUCAAAGACUCCCUCCGUCUGUCUGUCCUCCUCAUGUCACAUUACAAUAAACAGUGAAGUGCUCUGAGAGACAGACGCCUCUUGACUCCCCCCCCCCCCUGCAGUCAAAUCUGCUACCAGCACAGCAGCCUGGGGACCCUGCCAAGGUCAACAGGUCCUGGUGAUGAAACCUACAAUCCUCCCCAGCUGAACCCCUUCUUCCUCCCCACACUGAGCUUUGUAAGUGUACAACAAACAAGUCUCUCCUCUGAUGGACAUGCAUCCAUAUCACAGUUUUUGUAUUCACGGUGCCAUCUAUUGUGCUGCUGAGAGCGGGGACUGAGAAAAGCUAACCCAGAUGUGAACCUUCAGCCUUUUACCUGUAUAAAUGAAACGACAUUUACCAGGAUCAAACACAGCUUUAUUAGCAUCAAGGCAUGUUGUUCAGUCCAUAAUAUGUUCCUUCUCACCCGACUGUGACGCGUCUUUUCUCUAUCAUCUCCGGUGUUACGUUACUUAGCGUUUGUACAGGAUCAUAAUUUGCUCGCUUCUGUGAAUUACAUUGAGUUGCUUCGUCAAGAACAGAUUUUCAGAUGUAGCAAUAAUGAAAUGGUCAAGGUUAAUAUCAGACACAUCUGUGAGCUCAUUGUUUUCAUCGACCCUCUGUUAAAGAAAAGGACACAAUCAAAACCAGAAAAAUAAAAACAAACAUUUUUCAACAUGG
Seriola aureovittata is the source of this 4598-nucleotide messenger RNA. RefSeq names its product coiled-coil domain containing 177 (gene ccdc177). NCBI's taxonomy places the organism in Eukaryota, Metazoa, Chordata, Actinopteri, Carangiformes, Carangidae. Bases 662 to 3205 code for a protein of 847 amino acids. The transcript has 4 exons. The record is from RefSeq and is a predicted model, not a curated record.